CAUAUUUUUCCGGGGCAGAAUUUCUCAGCGCGAAGUCAAGGAAAAGGGUGGCGAAAUGGAGCAGUGAGAGUGGUCUGAUGAGGGAAGAUGAGUGACUCCAGUGCCCUGGCCAUUGAGGAAGUGUACGACCACGUGAAAAAGGCGAACUACGCGGCAGCCUUCAAUCUACUGAUGGAGAAGCUGGAGCUGAGCCCGGAGAAGAAGGCCACCAUUGAGGAGCUCCUCUCGUUCGUGCUGCACCAGCACACGGAUCAGCUGCAGUCGGAGGAAAAGUACGCCGAGCUCUUUGACUGCUACGACAAGGUGCUGCUGCAGUACCCCAAGGACUGCGAACUGCUCACGGAGCUGGGAUCGCGGCUGUACAAACUCGGACGCUACGUUGAGUCCUUCAGUUGUUUCCAGCAAGUUCUACAGAUCGAUCCGAAGCAUCUCAAGGCCUUUCACAGUCUGCAGUAUGUAAAGGACAAGCUGGUGGAGCGGUGGCACUUUCGGAUGCUAAACGAUUGCCUGCGGAACUGCAUCUAUGCGAGUGUGAUUGCGUCCAAGGUGGAGUUGGGCUGCGACAGCGUGCUGGACAUUGGCACGGGAACAGGAUUGCUGGCAUUGUACGCCUUCCGUGGACGUGCCAAGACAAUCAUGGCCUGCGAAACUUCGGACGUGAUGGUUUCCAUUGCCCAGAAAGUGUUCGCGGCGAAUGGAAUGCGAGAUGUCGAGGUGAUGGGCAAAAACUCUCGGGAACUCACUGAGAAUGAUCUUCCCCAUGGGCGACCAAAGUUGAUAGUUACUGAGAUCUUGGAUUGUGGUGUGUUCGGAGAGGAGAUCCUGGAGACACUGAUGCAUGCCAAAGAACAUCUGCUGGCUGAGGGCGGGGAGAUUUUCCCCCAAGAAGUCACUCUCAUCGUGGCGCCCUUCCAGUCACGAUCAGUCGCCAUGGGAAGUGUCCUGCUCAAUGAAUCCUUCGAAGACUACAUCUUCCUGAACGGCUACAGCAUCGUGGCUCCGCAGACUGACCUGUACGAUACCAUAAGUGUCUCCCAGCUGGCCUCCUUCGAGACCCUCUGUUCCCCAGUGGAGUGCCUGAAGGUGAACUUCAAUGAUCUGCAGCAGAUGCGAGAGUCCUUCAACGGAGCGAGCAACACCGUGAAGAUGCGCUGUGCGCAGUCCGGCUAUGUGGACGGAUUCGUGGUGUGGUUCAAGCUGGCAAUCAACAGUCACGGAUCAGCUGUGAUCGAGAGCAGUCCAACGUCUGAGAGUUGUUGGGAUCAAGCCAUCUUCCGGCUCAAUCAGCGGCUGUACGUGGAGGCAGGCCGAAUGCUGACAGUAACUGUGUCCUGCAGCGGAGGACACCUUCGGUUGCGUCACGCCCACAAUCAGCCCAUGGAAAAGUGCCUGGAGAUCCCCGAGGAUGUGCUGCGCUUCAUCAAUGACACGGAUUACCUGACCAAAUUGGAGUAUGAUGUGAAUUCGCAGCGAAAGGACGGCAGCUUUCCAAUAGUGAUGGACUUUUCGCCUUUUCCCUACCUGGGAAUGAUGCUUCUGAAGGAAAAGCGCGCCCGGAAGCUUUACUGCUCUUCUCAAGCUCGCAGCUUCAUUGCCUUCGUGGCUGAGAAUAACUGUAUCGACGCCGGGAGCAUUGAGUACCUCUCAAGUCCCCUGGAUCCAUGCGUGGCCAACGCCAAGGCCACCUUCGACCUCAUCAUCCUCGCGCCUGUUCAGCAGUGCGGCGACCUUAACAACACUCAUGUGGCCAUGUAUCCGUUGCUGAGGACGAUGUUGCAGCCAAAGGGACUCAUCGUGCCCGACAGGAUCGAAGUGGUGGGCAAUAUUAUACGAUCUGACUGGCUGGUGAAGUCCAGCAUGGUGGUGAAUCCGGAGAUGGACACUUUCGGCAUCUCUCCGCACAUCAAUCAGUACGCCACGCAGCACUUCUUGGACCUGAGUGGCAACUUUGAGCACGUAAAGUUGACCACACUGAAAAUAGCCGAUCUGGCACUCGAUGACGCCCUCCAUGAAACAUCCGUGAGCUUCCGCGCUACGAAAGGUCAGAAGAUCGAUGGCAUUCUCUACCAUUUCAAUAUCUUCUUCACCAGGAGAUCGGAUCCACUUGUGACGCACAGAGCGGACGCGAGGAACUGCUGCUUCCUCAGUCGCGGUGAAUGUGAUAGCAAAGCUCAGCUCACAAUCCACUUUGUGCAGAACUUCGGUCUCAUCAAGUGCAGCAUUGUUGAGUUUGACUGACUUUAGGACAAAAAUGUACGUACCAAUCAGCCCGUGCGCUAGGUGCUAGACCCAGAGUUUGAGAAUCCAGAGAAUCUCAUGGCUCAGAGGCCGUUAUAUGCUGAAAUCCAAUAAUAAAAAUCGUGAUAAACCA
Molecule: messenger RNA, 2371 nt
Organism: Phlebotomus argentipes
Lineage: Eukaryota; Metazoa; Arthropoda; Insecta; Diptera; Psychodidae
Product: protein arginine N-methyltransferase 9-like
Exons: 2
Coding region: 88-2238 (716 amino acids)
Biological process (GO): peptidyl-arginine methylation
Molecular function (GO): protein binding; protein-arginine omega-N monomethyltransferase activity
Source: RefSeq, a predicted model, not a curated record